AUGACCACAACUACAGUGCAACAACCUAUUCGUAAGUCUAAUCGCAUUAGAUCUUUAACUGCUAAAGCAUCAACUAACAAAUUUACCUUUUUAGUACCACAAGAACAACAGCCACAACAACAGUCUAUGCAUAACAAAAGAUCUAAUGACAAUGUUCCACACCAACAGUCCAAUACAAAGAGAAGAAAGAGAUCAUACAUUGAAGAGGAAGAAGCAUUACAUAGUAAAGACAAGAUUGACCCUGUUGAAAAAUUACUUUCAUUAACUAGUACAAACAAUGAUUUCUUGCUGGAUAUAGAAUCAUCAUCAGAUACUACAACUACACAACCACCACUACCACCACCACCACCACAACAACAACAAAAGCUGGGUAAUAUACAGCAACAGCAAGUAUCACCUCAACAUCCACAUUAUGCAUACGAACCUGAUAGCGAAGAAGAAGAGGAGGACGAAGAGGAGCAGGAAACAGUUGGAAUUGCCUCGGUCAAUUUUACUGAGAUAUUGAAUGAUAAUAUAAGGAAGUACUAUAGAAACAGAUUACAGAAUCAAUAUAAAGAUUCAUUUGCAUUGUUGAAUAACAACAGAGACCACCACAAUCAAACACAGCCACAACAACCAACUUCUUACCUACAGCAGUCCGAGUCAGCAUCGGCAUCCACAUCCUCAUCUGUACCAUUUUUCAGAAAUGUCAACUUUGGUUAUCCUAAGAAGGAGUAUUCGGUUGAAGAUUAUUUAACUUAUGGUGAUGAAGAAGAAGAGGAAGAAGAAGGUGGACAAUCACCAAAAACUACGAAUAUGGCCACUACCAAUAAUGUAUCUGAAUCAUCAAAUACAUCUACCACUUCAUUAUCCAGUCUAAUGUCUUUUGAAGAAGAAGAUGAUGAAGAAGAUCCUCGGUCACAAAUUGUUUCGCCAGUGUCGUCACCUUCUAGUAUUACUUCAUCCUUGUAUUCCCCAGAAAGUACCACCACCAACGCCACCACCAAAAAUGACACUACAUCAUCGCUCAAUUGGCAGAAACCAAAGAUUAAUUUCAACCUCUGGCGUUCACGUCACAAUAACAACAACAAUCAGAGUGGAUUCAACUUUGGCUCUGCUACUGCUGCUGCUAGUGGCUGUGGCGAUGUAACCAAUGCAUUGAAACAACAUAGUUUAUAUACAGCUACUAGUGAAAUGGUGUCUACUGGAAACUUUAUGAUUAACGAUUUUUACCUUUAG
Molecule: messenger RNA, 1218 nt
Organism: Lodderomyces margitis
Lineage: Eukaryota; Fungi; Ascomycota; Pichiomycetes; Serinales; Debaryomycetaceae
Exons: 1
Coding region: 1-1218 (405 amino acids)
Source: RefSeq, a predicted model, not a curated record